Molecule: messenger RNA, 1493 nt
Organism: Morone saxatilis (striped sea-bass)
Lineage: Eukaryota; Metazoa; Chordata; Actinopteri; Moronidae
Gene: il20rb
Product: cytokine receptor family member B16
Exons: 7
Coding region: 49-954 (301 amino acids)
Molecular function (GO): interleukin-20 binding
Source: RefSeq, a predicted model, not a curated record
GUGACCGGAUUUGUCCCUCCUCUCGUUCUGGAGACGAACACUCUGGUCAUGAGACUGAGACACAGUGUGAGUCUGCUGCUGCUGACGAUAAUGAUCCUGCUGGACUUCACAAACUAUGUUUGGACGCUGCCACCUCCCAGCAGAGUCUCCAUGGAGUCUGUUGACAUGAGACACGUACUGAGGUGGCGCCCACUGCAGGCUCCCUGCAACACUGCAGUCCGGUACUCUGUUCAGUUCCAGGGGGAGUUUGAGCUGACGGUGCUGAACGGCAGCUGGGUUGAUGCUCCUGAGUGCCAGCAGACUCCUCACACUCACUGUGACCUGACCUACGACCUGGGCUCCGACUCCGACUACAACCUCCACGUCCGAGCACAGUGCGGGUCCCAGCUGUCGCCCUGGACCCAACUCAGCCCACCUUUCAACCGCAGAGACACGGUCCUGAUGGCGCCGGAGAUGGUGGUGACGGCGAUGGGCGACGCCCUCCAGGUGUCGUUUGAGAAGCUUCCUCUCACUGCUGUCGUCAGUGUGACGAUGUGGAAGAGAGGCAACGAGCAGCAGACUGCUGUGUAUACGAUGUCGGCUGAGCAGAAGAUGCUGCACUUCAACGCCCUGCAGGAGGGAGCGGUGUACUGCAUCAAAGCUCAGACUGUCCUGCACACACAGAUUCACAGCAGCAACACCGACACCCAGUGUGUGUCCAUCACAGGUCCAGACGCUCCGUGGAAGAGCCAGACCGCUGUGACUGUGACUGUUAUCAUCAUGGCAGGUCUUCUGUUUGCUGUGUUCUGGUUCAUCGUUCACUGUCGUCCAGAUGCUUGUCGAACGUAUUUCCAAAAAGAGCCACUGGUCCACUCACUGGAACAGGAUUGGGACAUUCAAAUCCCGAUGAGCCCUGAGAAGGUGGAGCUUUGUGAGCAGAUCCAUGUGGUGCAGAGAGUCGACUCUCAAACCUAGAAGAGUCACUGCACCUGUGGAAGAUGAAAGUACGGAACUUUUAUACGUCGUGGGAAAAAAAGGAAAGGAAAACAACAAGGAAACUAUUUCUAAGCACAGCUGAGCUUUGUAAACCAGGCCAGCGCAAAUGUUUCAUGACUGCGAGCCUCUGCUGCUCCCUGGUUUAAUGACAAUGAACUGACCUGUAUCGGGCACCUUGGAGACUGUCCAAAAACUUUUGUUCACAUUCAAGUGACAAAGCCUCUACGGGAGCCGAAGGAAUAAUGACUCUUGUCUGCCGGGAUGGAUGUACUUUGAGUUAUUAACACAUCCUUUAAAUGUACAUUUAAUUAAUCAAUAUCAGUUUUUAAAAUGAUAGUUAUGUUUGUUAAGUCUAUUUAUUCUAGUGCACACUCCCAGUGCCUGAAGUACACCAAAAAAGGUGCCUGCAGCCCAAUUCAACACAACCCUAACCCUAAAUAUUUUGGUGUUUUUUAGCCUUUUUAAAAAGAAAUUCAGUGCUGUUUUCUUUGCGUUAAGCUAGCUAGCAGUGUAUGCGG